Meriones unguiculatus (Mongolian gerbil) is the source of this 2941-nucleotide messenger RNA. Its product is annotated as zinc finger protein 345-like. Gene Ontology annotation, molecular function: RNA polymerase II transcription regulatory region sequence-specific DNA binding; DNA-binding transcription repressor activity, RNA polymerase II-specific. The record is from RefSeq and is a predicted model, not a curated record. Gene Ontology annotation, cellular component: nucleus. The coding region runs from base 175 to 2232 and encodes 685 amino acids. The transcript is spliced from 4 exons. Lineage: Eukaryota; Metazoa; Chordata; Mammalia; Rodentia; Muridae. Gene Ontology annotation, biological process: negative regulation of transcription by RNA polymerase II.
AGUGAAGGAGGGGCAAGGUGGGUGGAUUCGGGGAGGCUGGAGAAGGGGAGUGGAGUGGCAGGGACCCUGGCGUUUUCCGGCUGAAGGCACCGGAGUGGCAACACUGCGAUUUCUUCCAGCAGUGUCCUGCGAGGACCUAUGCCAAGGAUUGUACUUUUUACACCUGGAUGAGAAAUGUCAGCAAGAGUUCCUGAGACAGAAAUUCAGAGAAGAUCAACAAGAAGAAUGUCUGUGUCUCCAGAAAAUGAACACCAGGUUCUGUUGACAUUCAGGGAUUUAGAUGUCGACUUCUCCCAGGAGGAAUGGGAAUGUCUGGAUCCUGCUGGCAGGGCUUUCUACAUUGAUGUAAUGCUUGAGAAUUACAGAAAUCUAGUCUUUGUAGAGAAACACCGCAUAUGUGGUAAAUAUAAGAACGUCUUGGAUCAAGGCUCAACAUAUGUUGUCUAUCAGCAUGUGAAGAUCCAGAAGUCAUAUAGUUAUGAUGUGCUUGGCAAACUGCUUUGUGAAUCCUCACAGUGUACACCUUAUAGCACAAGUGACACUGCAGGAAACUGCAACAAGUAUGAACGUGGUAAUCAUAGGGAUGACUCUAUUAAAUUAUCAACCCUAAACAGUCACAAAAGUGGGAAUGCUGUAGAAGAACAUUGCAAAUAUGAAGACUGUGGGAAAUGUUUAAAUUUGUCAUCUAUCAUUACACAAAAUGAAAGAAUGCACACUGGAAAGAAAGAACAUAAAAAUACAGCAUACAAUAAAGUAAUUGACUAUAAAAAUAAACUCGUGCUGAAAAGAAUUUAUAGUGGGAAGAAACCACACCAAUGUAGGAAAUGUGGAAAAUGUUUCCAGGCCUACUUGAGCUUCAGGAUCCAUCAGAUAAAUCAUUAUAGAGAGAAACCAUACAAAUAUAAAGCAAGUGGUAAGUUUUUCAAUCAGUUGUAUCAAGUUAAAGACCAUUAUAUAACUCUUCCUAGAAAGAGACAUUACAAAUGUAGUGAUUGUAAGAAAUCCUUUACUGGAGGCUCAUGUUUUAAAAAUCAUCAAAGAAUUAAUAUAGAAAAGAAACUUUAUAAAUGCAGAGAAUGUGACAAAUGCUUUAGCCAGCAGACACACCUAAGAAGCCAUCAGAGAAUUCAUAUAGGAGAGAACCCUUACAAAUGUGGGGAAUGUGAGAAAUCUUUUACAUGUGGCUCACAUCUUAGAAGACAUCAGAGAAUUCACACAGGAGAGAAACCUUACAAAUGUGGUGAAUGUGAGAAAUCCUUUGCAUGUAGCUCCAGUCUUGGAACACAUCAGAAAACUCAUUCUGGACAGAAACCUUACAAAUGUAGUGAAUGUAAGAAAUCCUUUACAUGUAGCUCAAAUCUUAGAAAUCAUCAGAGAAUUCAUAUGGGAGAAAAACCUUACAUGUGUGGUGAAUGUGAGAAAUCUUUCACAUUUAGCUCAAAUCUUAAAAGACAUCAGAGAAUUCAUACAGGAGAGAAACCUUACAAAUGUAGUGAAUGUGAGAAGUCUUUUACACGUAGCUCAAGUCUUGGAACACAUAAGAAAACCCAUACUGGACAGAAACCUUACAAAUGUAGUGAAUGUGAGAAAUCCUUUAAAUAUAGAUCAAACCUUAAAAAUCAUCAGAAAAUUCAUACAGGAGAAAAACCUUACACAUGUAGGGAAUGUGAGAAAUCCUUUACACGUGCUUUAAACCUUAGAAUACAUCAGCGAAUUCAUACAGGAGAGAAACCUUACAAAUGUAGAGAAUGUGAGAAAUCCUUUGCCUGUGGCUCAACUCUUAAGAAACAUCAACGAAUUCAUACAGGAGAGAAACCUAACAAAUGUAGUGAAUGUGAGAGAUCCUUUACAUGUAGCUCAAAUCUUAGAACACAUCAGCGAAUUCAUACAGGACAGAAACCUUACAAAUGUAGUGAAUGUGAGAAAUCCUUUAAAUAUAGAUCAAAUCUUAGAGAUCAUCAGAAAAUUCAUACAGGAGAAAAACCUUACACAUGUAGGGAAUGUGAGAAAUCCUUUACACGUGCUUUAAAUCUUAGAAUACAUCAGCGAAUUCAUACAGGAGAGAAACCUUACAAAUGUAAGGAAUGUGAGAAAUCCUUUGCCUGUGGCCCAACUCUAAAGAAACAUCAGCAAAUUCAUACAGGAGAGAAACCUAACAAAAGUAGUGAAUGUGAGAGGUCUUUCACAUGUAGCUUACAUCUUAAAAACAUCUGUGAAUCCAUACAUGUGUGAAACCUUGUAGAAAACAUUGCUAAUGCUUUACCCAGGAGACACACCUAAGAAUUCAUCAAAUACUUCAUACUGAGGAGAAAAGUUUUUGUUGUAAAUGCUGCUGCUUAUGUUUUAUCCAAGCUCUAUUACUAGCUCCUCACUAGAAAGUCACAAACAUGAGAAACCUGAGAAAACCUUAAUGUAAUCUUCAAAUCUUAGAAAAUAGCAAGAGUUUGCAUUGUGGAAAAUUUCUGAGUAUGACAAUGCAGGACAAAAAGCUCAUUAAAAGAUUAUAAUUUUAAGACUCAAAUAUGGCAUACUUAAUGCAAAAUGGGGGAAAACUGAGGAAUGUUGUUUAACAGUUUUUUUUGAAGAUUGCAACAUUUCAGUCUGAAUGGAAGGUGAUUACACAGGAAAUAAACACCCCUUUAUGUCUUCAGGAAGUCCCUGAAACUGACAGAAUUUUUUUUUGUGUUUAACUCCUUUGAAGAAACUCAGACCAGUCAUGAUGCUUAGAAGAGGUUCUGAUGAACUGAGAUACUAAGAAAUGAUGCCCUGCAACCUGCAGAUAGACCUAUAGGUCUGUGGUGUGGUUGGGGUGUUCUGUGCUCAUAACCUCUAUCCCAUGUCAGGUUGGAGUUUCAUGAUGGCAACUACCUGAGUUCUUUUUACUACUGUAAUCAACUCCUUCCCCAUAUUCCUGUAAGUAACCUGAAUAAAACUCAUUCAU